Messenger RNA from Astrephomene gubernaculifera, 3220 nucleotides. The record is from the annotation of a GenBank genome assembly. Lineage: Eukaryota; Viridiplantae; Chlorophyta; Chlorophyceae; Chlamydomonadales; Astrephomenaceae.
UCCUUGUGCCUUUAGAUCACCGAUCUCCUAGUUGUUGAGGUACCAUAACGGCCAACCUUGCACCGAGCGGGCUGUGUUGGAGCCCAAAUGUAGGAGCGUGCCUCAGGUGUACAUCAACUGUUGGGUUCUUACGCUCCUCAGUUGUGCCACCUAGGAAGUCUUACUCUCGCCACGGCUUUAGGCUGCAAAGCCUUUUGGAAACGCCUGCUGGGGGCCAGCCCUGUUGCAAUCCAUCGGAUGAGAAUCUUCGCCUAACUGUUUGUACUUUGGGUACCGGUUUAGCUGUAAGAAUGGCAACGAGCGCGAGGCAGCCCUGGCAGCACGCUUCCGUCACAUUGCAUUUCACGGUCUCCUACCCUACACAAUGGGGACAGUCCAUCCUGUUGUGCGGAUCGGGGGCUUCGCUUGGCAACUUGCAGUGGUCAAAAGCUCGCCAAAUGUCUUGCCACCACGACAAGGAUGUGUUGGUGUGGGAGGCAACCAUCUCGCUGCCAUGGAAACCUAGCUACACCUACAAAUACGCCUUGGCGCGCCAAAAGGACGAUGACACGGCUCCUGGGCCCAGCGUGCACGGCAACUGGCUGAUCGAGAAGGAGGAUGCGGCGGGAGAGCGCACCGUGUGGCUACCGGAGGGGCUGCAGGGUGGCGAGCUGGUGGAGGUGUCGGACACCUGGAUCGAGCGCUCACACCCGGCUGCACUCAUGGCUAGUGCGGCUUUCACAAAGGUGUUGUUCCUGCACAAGCCGCUGGUGUGCAGCGGGGGCCUGCCGCCGCAGCAGCUGUGUCGCCCGGCGGCUGGGGAGACGGUGGUGCGGCUAGAGGUGGGUGACUUCCAGCUUGAGAGCGGGGAGGUGCUUCUGGUGACCGGGGGCAUUCCGCAGCUGGGAAACUGGCAGACCGACCAGAUGAUGAGGCUCACAGAGACUCACACCCCCUUCUGGGAGGCUGAGUUGCGGGUGCCGUACAGCUGCUUCCCCUUCACGUACAAGUACGGCAUUCAGACGGCGGAGGGGGUCAUACUGGAGGUGGGUGAACCCCGGCUGGCCUGCCUGCCCUCCGCCGCAUCCUUCGGGGCACCCACCGUCAUGGUGCGGCACGACGGGUACUUCAGACGCGACCGGCACUGGCGCGGUGCGGGCGUGGCAGUGCCCGUGUUCUCGCUGCGCACCGCCCAGUCGGUGGGGGGGGGCGAGUUCCUUGACCUGCUGCCCCUGGUGGACCUGGCGGACAAGUGCGGUCUCCGCCUGAUCCAGCUGCUGCCCGUCAACGACACCUGCGUGUACGGCACCUGGUGGGACUCGUACCCGUACUCGACCCUUUCCGUACACGCGCUCCACCCGCAGUACCUGGCGCUGCGGGAGCUGCUGGGGGAGGAGGGGCAGGAGCUGCCGCAUGACCUGGCGUCGGAGCUCCACUCCGCGCGCUGUGAGCUGGACCGCCCGCAGCUCGACUACGAGGCCACGCUGGCGUUCAAAAACGCAUUCGUGAAGAAGGUAUACGACCGGUACGGCAAGGCCACCCUGCAGUCGCCCGCCUUCAACGCCUGGUUCGAGGCAAACGCGUCCUGGCUCAAACCCUACGCGGCGUUCUGCUUCCUGCGGGACAUCUUCCAGACCUCGGAGCACUGGCAGUGGGGUUGUCUGUCCCGCGGCACGGACGAGGUGGUGGAGCGGCUCACGCGGCCCGGUGGCGAGUUCUUCCCGCGCAUCCAGCUGACCUACUACGUGCAAUACCACCUGCACCGGCAGCUGAGCAGGGCCUCCCGCUACGCCGCCUCCAAGCGUGUCGUACUGAAGGGCGACCUGCCCAUCGGUGUGGACAAGCGCUCCGUGGACUGCUGGCGCCACCCGCACCUCUUCCGCAUGGACAAGAGCACGGGGGCGCCCCCAGAUGCGUUUUCACCCACGGGCCAGAACUGGGGCUUCCCCACCUACGACUGGGCUGCCAUGGCGGCGGAGGACUACCGCUGGUGGCGCUCGCGGCUGCAGCACCUGGCACAGUACUUCACCGCGUACCGCAUUGACCAUGUGCUGGGGUUCUUCAGGAUCUGGGAGGUGCCGGGAGAUUGUACGACAGGCCUGUUGGGGUAUUUCCGCCCCGCCCGCCCCCUCACGCGCUCCGAACUCGAACAACGCGGCGUGUGGGACGUACAGCGCCUAACCAUGCCGUACAUCACGGAUGCUCUUGUACGACAGAUCUUCGGGCCGGAUCGCGCCGAGGCGGUCGCGGCGAGCUACUUGCUGGAGAUGAGCGAGCUGGGAGAGGGGGGCAAGGGGGGGAAGCGCUACAAGUUCCGCCCCGCCUACUCCAGCGAGUCGUCCAUAGCCUCCAUCCCGCUGCGCCCCGACUCGCCCCCCUGGCUGGUGGCGGAGGUGGAGGCCACGCGCGCGGGGCUGCUGGCGCUGCGGCAAAACGUGGUGCUCAUAGCGGACCCGGAGGACCCGGAGGCGUUCCACCCGCGGUUCAACCUGAUGACCACUAGCAGCUACGCCGCCCUGCCGGGGCCCUGGAAGGCGGCACUGAGGGGGCUGCAUGACGACUACUACUACAGGCGCCAGGAGGAGUUGUGGCGGGCCAGCGCCCUGUCCAAGCUUCCCGCGCUGCAGGCCGCCUCGAACAUGCUGGUGUGCGGGGAGGACCUGGGGUUCGUGCCGGCAUGCGUGCCGCCCGUCAUGAAGGAGCUGGGUCUUCUGGGUCUGCGCAUCCAGCGCAUGGCUUCGGAGCCCGGCCAGGAGUUCAACACGCCCGCCAGCUACCCGUACCUCACCGUGGCGUCCCCCUCCUGCCACGACGUGACACCACUGCGGGCUUGGUUCGAGUCCGACCCCGAGCGCGCCGAGCGCUUCUACUACCAGCAGCUGGGCGGGUGCGGCCCGCCGCCCCCCGCCUGCACCCCCGUGGUGGUGCGGGCAGUGCUGCAGCAACACAUAAACUGCGGGGCAAUGCUGGCGGUGUUCCCGCUGCAGGACCUGAUGGCCCUCAGUGCGGAGCUGGCAGCCGGGCGGCCGGCGGAGGAGGAGUGCAUCAACGACCCCACCGUGUCUAAACACUACUGGAGGUUCAGGAUCCACACCACCCUGGAGGAGCUGCUUGCGGACUUCGAGUGGCAGGCCACGCUGGCGGAGAUGCUGGUGCUGGGGGAGCGGGCGGCGCCGGGCACCUUGACCCAGCUGCUGAUGCGGGGACAAGCAGGGAGCGGACAGGGACAGGGGCAGCAGCA